Molecule: messenger RNA, 861 nt
Organism: Aspergillus viridinutans
Lineage: Eukaryota; Fungi; Ascomycota; Eurotiomycetes; Eurotiales; Aspergillaceae
Gene: tpcH
Product: methyltransferase tpcH
Exons: 4
Coding region: 1-861 (286 amino acids)
Molecular function (GO): methyltransferase activity
Source: RefSeq, a predicted model, not a curated record
AUGACCCGAACCCCAGCUGCCCCAGCAAAGCAUGACCGUGAAUCUGCUAGCAGAUACAAGAUUGGCAGUAAAAUCAGCACUCUAUUUGCCGAGGAAUUGGUGGAAAGGUCUGGUAUAGCCCGGUCCGGCCGGAAACCUCUGGCUGUCUUCGACAAUGCCUGCGGGACAGGGGCAGUUUCUAGUACCCUUUAUCGUGCCCUUGGUGAUGAGACUACACGCAACUGGCAGUUAACCUGUGGCGAUGUAUCUGAAGCCAUGGUCGAGGUCUCCAAGCAGAGGAUGACCGAAGAAGGAUGGCGCAAUGCUGAGGUGAAGGUUGUGGAUGCACAGGAUACUCGGCUUCCCAGUGCACACUAUACGCAUGUCUUCUCAGCUUUUGCUUUUAACCUCUUCCCAGACGACCAAGCUGCAAUGAAAGAGUGCUUCAGAAUACUUCAACCAGGAGGCACGCUCGCCGUUUCGACAUGGUGUUCAGCCGUCUGGAUGACUCUCAUCCAGUCCGCCAUCGCAAGCAUACCAAGCGAUCUUCCCACGCCGACCACAGAAGACAUAUUCGGCCUGUACAACAAGAAUUGGGCCGACGAGUCCCGCGUGCGGGCCCAGUUUGAGCAAGCAGGAUUUACGGAUAUUAAUGUUACCACCGUGGCAAAGCAAUACCCCGUGCCCGUGCAGGAGCUCGCCGAGGCCUGCAAGAUCAGUCUCCCUCAUAUAACCAGGAAAUUCUGGACGCAGGAGCAACGGGAUAAGUACGAAGCCGAGGUGCCAAAGGCGGUGCUGCGCAUCCUGGAAGAGAAGACGGGGAAGGAUGGACUUGGCUCCAUGGAGGCUGAGGCGAUCAUUGCAAUCGCGCGGAAGCCAUGA